Messenger RNA from Papilio polytes (common Mormon), 4454 nucleotides. Its product is annotated as trichohyalin-like. Lineage: Eukaryota; Metazoa; Arthropoda; Insecta; Lepidoptera; Papilionidae. The transcript has 3 exons. The coding region runs from base 1001 to 4066 and encodes 1021 amino acids. The record is from RefSeq and is a predicted model, not a curated record.
UUAUAGUUAUUUUUGAAAUAUAUACAUUUUCCUAGAUUUCUACAGUGUUAUAAUUAGAAAGAACUUAUAUUUUUCAAUUUCUAAUAUUUGGUCCUUCGAGUCGGAUUAGUAAAUGUUUUGCUUUAAAACCUAAUUUUAUUCUUAGUGGAAAAACAAUGACGGUACUAAGGGAAUAUAGAUGACUUUUCAAUAUUUUAUAAUCGCACACCAAAUUGUUUUCUAUCUCGAUAUCGUAAAUUUAAUAAAUUGAAUUACUUAUACGACCCGAAAUAGAAUGUUCUCGAUAACUGUGACGCCACUGGGCCGAUGAAUAAUUGUCAAUCUAUCGCUCCGGUGAAUGCGAUCUGAUAAUUUCCUGCGACCCUCGACACAGCUGCGACACCCUGAUAACGCACCCUCACACCCCCCAUCCUCAACCCACGCACUGCACACGUCAAUAAACAAGCUUUACACCACUCUGCUACAAUAGGGUGGGCACAGAGAGACUAGAUGCUCAUAGUCUGAAUACAUUAAUCACUAAGAGAGACGUUUAGUGUAGAUUCUACUCUAUAGGCGACCACAAAAUUAGACUUUGUAUUGGCCUCGCUUUUAUAAAAAAAUGAUUUCAUAUUGAUACCAUGUGUAAUUCGAAAACCAGUAAAUAUUUCAUUGCAUAUGUAUGUACUAGUUCGGAGAUAAUUUCUUGAGGUUUCAGACAUACAGUCAACAAAAUUUAGUACUAAGUUAUCCUUGCUUGAAAAAAUAUUUUUAUCGUCUGUGGGGACUUUUGAUAUAUUCUAAUUACAAAUUGAAUUUUAUGGAAGAUCAUUGUGAGGACCUAGUAAUAACUAACCUGAACCUACAGGUUAAAAGAUGAUGAAAAUUGAACGCGUUCUACCGUCUAAUAGAAAUUUAAUCGAACGAGGCUCCGGGCUGGUAUAAAAGCUCGGUCCCAGCCAGCUCUCAGUCAGUACAGAUCCAGCUUCCGACGGUGAAACAUCACUUCACUAAGGAUACAGUUAUGUAUUGCUGGCAUCUGUUACUACUAGCUCUACUCUGCUAUACCCCUCCGAGUAUAUCGGAAAGGUUUAAUGGAAGACACUGCUGCGACCAACCACCUGACAACAGGCUUUUGUCCUACAGAAGGCUACUAGACAAACCAUCAGAGGUUCAGGGAUCCAUUCGAGGUCCAGAUAUAGGAGGUUCAAGAUGGAAAGACGAACGAGAUAUAGAAGCCUAUCGUCGUACUUCUGAAGAGAAAUCUGGAGAAAGAUAUGAACGGAACGUUCUAGGAAGACGCACAGAACGUGACGCUGGUUUUAACCGAUUUGAUACUCGCGAAAAUCGUGUACGCAAAGAUGCAAGGAAUACGCUCCAAAGAAUUGAUCAACGCCGAGAAACGUCCCAUAGAUUUGAUUCUAGGAAUAGACAAAUGCACCGUGUGGAAAGAAAUCUUAAUGCUUUUGAUAGGAAAAUUGAACGUCAGACCACUAGAGAGGAUACGGAAAGGCGACAAAGUAGAUCUCGGUAUGAAACUCGUCAAGACAAUAGGAAUGAAGUACUACGUUCGAGAGAAUUUGAACAUAUUGAUAACCAAAGGCGAUUUCCUACUAAAAGAAUAAACAACAUUCGAGUUUCAAACUUACCUAUUAGAGAAAUUCGUGCUGUGAGACGUAUUGAUGAUAACCGAGUUAAUUCACAUUCUGUAGAAAGGAUGGCGAGAGAUUCUCGAAUGCCUCGUUUAGCCACUGACCGUCGUGAUACCAGAUUUGUUUUAGACCGUCGUUCUCCAUUAGAUUCUGUUGCAUCAAGGAGAUUUUCUCACUUUCCCACAUUGACUAGGAACAGGCUUGCUGUGUCUAGUGUGAAAGAUGAUCACGAGCCUGAAAUACGUCGUACUGAAUACCGUGGCACUCGAUCUGACCGUCAUUUGUCUUCUCUCCGAACAAACAUUCGUACUGCGAGAUUGCAAGAACGGGAUUCAAGGCGCAUAUCCGAACGUGAUUCUACUCGUGCUUCCUUGGAAAGUAGCCGCCGAUCGGAAAAUCUUUCUAGACUUACAAGAGAACUGCGUAGAAUUGAACUCGAUGAGAAUCGUCCCAUUACUCGAUCCAUUCCACAAAAUGAUAGACAGAUAUACGAUAACGAACGUGGAAUUUUACGCACACCAACUAGACAAAUCGAAACUGAACGUAGCUAUGCUAAACAUGAGUACCGUCCCUCUCAAGAACGUGAUAUUAUUAGAAAUGAUCGUAUUCGCAGAGAAUUUCGUAUUCCGAGAGAGCGUCGAUCCACUGUACGCAGUGAUGAUCAACGAUCCUCGCGUACACCAUCAGAACCGAUGGAAACACAGCGUCUUAAAUUUGAACGUUACGAUUCCGAGCGUAGAAACAUUCCAAGUGAAGCAAAUUCUCGUCGUGAUUCCGGCGUUGUACGUCAACUUUCUAGAUUUUCUACUGAACGUCGAGUCUCUGCGUUUAAACGUGUCAAUACACAAUACGGCACCGAGCCCCAAUCAUCUCGCCUCUCUGAACGUCUUGAUACCAGAUCCAGGCAUGUUUCUCACAUUGCCACUGAUGAUAAUGAAGGUAGAUUCAAUGUUAAUAACAGACACUCUCGUGCAGUUAGUGAGACAAGGAGAAGUGUAGAACGUAUAGCAGAUUUACGAAGAGAAAAUACAGAUACGCGGCUUAAACGAAGCCAAAUGUCCUGGGAUACAACAGACCGAGAAAACCGACGAUAUAGUACUGAUAAUCGACUUGUAAGAGAUGAAAGUGAUGCCAGGUUGUCAAAUGUAUUAAACAGACAGCGAGAGAACAGAAAACUGUCUUCGUCUAUGGAUCGUGUUGAUAUGCGAUACAUCAGAGAGCGACAGGAUACCCGAGCGCGCAUUAACGAAAGACAUAGUAUGGAACCAAAACUACGUUUUGUCGCAGAACGCCCUGAAACCCGCCGCAACCAAAAUCAACGAUUUGGUGUCGAAAUUAGGCAGUCACGAAGCCUAUCAGAUCUGGAAUCUAGAGUACCUCGCCGUAUAGAAAAUACUGCUCGCUUUAGCAACUCACAACAAAUUCGUAUGAUUAGAGAAACUGAAGAUGUCCGUCGCAAUAAUGAACGGAACAUGGAGUCCCGGUUAAGAAGAGAACAAACACAAGUUCGACGCAGUCUGCAUCGGGACGUCGCAUACACACUUAGGAUUGAAAGUGCUCGUCGCAAUUCUGAUGCCCGUAGCCUGCUACAAAACGCUAGGCAAGAGACAGAACGUUCCAGAAAUCUGAACAGUGAACGCUUGAAUGUUCGACGUGAUAUUGAUGAACUAUCUCAAAGAACUUCAGGACGUAUUGGAUAUGACAGAACUGUACGAGAUUUGUCCCGUUAUGAACGACGCAAUGUUAAAUCAAGACUUACUACUUACGCUACGGAACGACAUGAGAAUAGACGAAAUGGUGAAAGGAGAUUUAGACAAAACGAAAAUAGAAUAAGUGACAGUGGAAGAAGUGAAGAUAUGCGACGAGAGAAUGGGAUGUCUGAUGUAACAGAACGAGAAACGAUUCUUAGAAAACUCUCUGAACAUAUUACGACACGCACAGACAACAUACGUAACAUUAAUCGUAUAUCUGAACGGGAUAUUAGAGAGAGGAGAACCGAGGAACGUGCUCAUAAUCAAAACCGCAUUGUUCGUAAGAUUUCUGAACGUGUUAAAUCUUCAGAGAAUCUACAAAACUCCCGUACCAUACUAAAAGAUGGACGUGAUCUGUCUCGUUUUGUUCGAUUCGAUCGACGACAAAUCGAUACGCAAUCGAUUAAUCGUCAAGUAAAGUCUUACCGCAUGGACACAGAUUCCCGAUCUAAGUUGGAACGUCGAGAAAAUCGUAUUUUAACACUCGAUAGAAAUGACAAACGCAAUGCGAUGGACGAUGACCAACGUGACGGUGGAUUGUUUGUUUUGAACUGGCAAUACUUAUUCUACGUCAUACAAGGACUGUAUCUGUGCAGCGUGCUUCUACACUCUAACGAUCCCAAAUCUAAAAUAAAAUCAAGAAACUUUGGCUGGUGGAACCCAAUGUACAGGCUGAAACUGGACUAAAACUGAAGACCCUCGGCUAUUGUAUACUCCAUGAUAAUUAGAAAUAAUUGUAGAAAAUCUCAUUUAAUCUAAUGCAUAUGUUGUAGCAAAAUAAACAUUUAUUCUGUUACUUGUUUGUUUAAUAUAUUCUUUGUAUAAAAUAAACCCUAUUACAUACAAAACUUAAAACUGCCUAAUUUAAAUUUACGAAAUUGAUGUUACCUAUUACAAUGUGUUCAUAGACUAACAAAAAUACGACAGAAAUAACAUUUCAAAGUUGUCAUCAAACUUUUAUAUUUAAAAUUUAUAAUUAGAAACUACAGUUUAUCUCGUGUCAAUAUAACAUUUUUUAUUAUUUCAUUCGGCUGGAAGGACCUAAACACGAGAUGUCGAGUACUGUUAUGUUGUA